Pedinophyceae sp. YPF-701 is the source of this 426-nucleotide messenger RNA. The record is from the annotation of a GenBank genome assembly. NCBI's taxonomy places the organism in Eukaryota, Viridiplantae, Chlorophyta, Pedinophyceae.
AUGAGCCGGGUGGACACGCUGUUCGUGACGUUGCGGCGAGGGCUCGCUGGGACGCCGAAGAAGCAGCUCGAGCAGCUGAAGACGUUCGGGUUCACGCGGCCCUGGCAAGUGGUCGAGGUCCAGAACAGCGCGCCCAUACGAGGCGUUCUCGCCAAGCUGGUGCACAUGGUCACGAUCGAGACGGACAACAUGUACCACGAGAGACAGGAGCGCAACCAGGCGAAGCUCGCGACGCGGGACACGCUGUCCGUCAAGCACGGGAGCCUCGAUGGAGUCGCGGCGCCCGUGGCUCCGGAGGACACCGUGGCGCGGGUCCAGGCCCCGUAUCACCCAGGCGCCAGGGACUCCCUAUUCUUCCGCACAAAGAACCGGGCGCCCGGACACGGCUACGUCCGGGGGAUCGGGAAGGCGAAGGGCGUCCGCUAG